Striga hermonthica is the source of this 690-nucleotide messenger RNA. NCBI's taxonomy places the organism in Eukaryota, Viridiplantae, Streptophyta, Magnoliopsida, Lamiales, Orobanchaceae. The record is from the annotation of a GenBank genome assembly.
AUGGAUGAUUUAAACGAAGAAUUUGAACCCCUCUUUGAUUACACUCGCAUUCAGCCGACCAAUUUUGUUUGUCUCGAUGAUGAUAGUCUUGAUGAAUCGCCGAUAAUCAUCCCGAAAAAGCGGAAAACCUCGGAUGCUGAGGAAGGAAAUAAACUUAAGAAGGAUGUGAAUGCGAAAGAUGUAAUCUCGAUUGACUGUGAUGGUGAUAGAAAUGACAAGGCCGAGGAUUGGAUGCCACCACCACUACCAAAGGAUUUAAAUCGUAGUUGUAAGAUUUUGGAGGAUGAUCCAACAUUGAAGGCCUUGAGAUUAAAAAGGCAAGAACUAGCAUCUUUUACCAUGUCAGCCGAUGAGUUGGUACGUGCUGUUGAAGAAUCUGUAAAGAAAACCUUUAAUGCUGAAUCACAAUCUCCUCCUCCUAAAACUGUCAAUAAAGAGCCCCUAAAGCCUCCUAAGGAGAGGUCAAAACUUGUUAUAUCCAUCCAAGACAAAGAAGGGCAUAAGCAAUUCCGGGUGUACAAGGAUGAUAAGUUCGAGCGACUCUUCAAGAUGUAUGCAGACCGGUGUAAGCUUGAUGUGAAGAACCUAGUUUUCUGCUUUGAUGGAGAUAAAGUUAGUCCAUCCGAAACUCCUGAUAGCCUUGGUAUGGAGGAUGAUGACAUCAUUGAAGUGCAUGUCAAGUCAGGUUGA